This is a messenger RNA of Erinaceus europaeus (western European hedgehog), 1844 nucleotides long. RefSeq names its product chromosome 6 C10orf67 homolog (gene C6H10orf67). The coding region runs from base 34 to 1650 and encodes 538 amino acids. The record is from RefSeq and is a predicted model, not a curated record. The transcript is spliced from 17 exons. Lineage: Eukaryota; Metazoa; Chordata; Mammalia; Eulipotyphla; Erinaceidae.
UCCCAGGCUCCAGGCUCCAGGGUCCAGGCUCUGAUGGACGCGCCGGAGUCGGAAGAGUGCCGCAAGAUUAUUGAGAACCUCCAGUCGGCCAUUGAACAAUUCCAGUUCAGCCCCGGCCCCAGACUUAACAUUUCAGAUGAUUUGAAGAUUGGAUUUUUCAGUACAGACCAUGCUACUCAAACAGAUUGUAGUGAAAUUUUGACUCUGAAACAGUUGAGUUCUUCUACUGAAAAGCUAGUACAGACUGUGAAAUCCCUUCAGGUGGAUUUUGGGUUCAUCAAACAGUUGCUUCAGUUGAAGUUUGAGGAUCGACUGAAAGAGGAGUCUUCCAAUCUCUUCACCAUUCUGCAUGACAGGAUCCGAACAGUUGAAAAACAUUACCAACAGAAUGAGGAUAUGUUAAGAAAAUGCUACAAUCAGCAGUUGGCCGAUGCCAUCGCUUUCAUCAAAGGAAUGUACAAGCAAUACUUUGACCUGGAAGAAGAGAAGGCUCUUGCCCAGGACAAAAAUGUGCGCAAGUUGAAUAGUUUGAUGAAAAAAUUGAAGGAGAAAGAUGACGUUAUUAAGGACUUAAGAGAAGAAAUAGAAAUAUAUGAAGAACAUGGAUUUCAAAGACUUCAGGAUUCUUUUGAUCUCAGUACUGCCAAAGGAAAUGUAGAAAAGGUAGCUUCUGACUACAGACUGGAAAAUGAGAAACUGCUUCUAACAAUCUCAGGACUUGAAGACGAAAUCCAACUCAAUUUGAAAGAAAAUUCAGAACUAGAAUAUGAACUUAUACAUCUGAGAGACAGGACAGAAAAGGAUCAAAUAACUAUUCAAAGGCUAAUGGAUGGCAGAGACAGGCUGAUAAGUGAGCUUGAAACUGAAAAAGCAUUAGUUCAAGAAAUGGUUGCUAAGCAGAAAGAGCAGAUGGAAGUGAAAAAGAAGUUUGGCAACCUAGCUAUCAGGGUUUCGAAAAUAGCCAAGACAAAAGAAGUCCCCUCUGCAUCCCCUUGGCCCAUGAUAGCCACAGCAGUUCCAGCCAAGGCUUCAGAUGUUCCAAGGCCAGAAUCUUCCUCCAUUAGUUCAAUGUCUGCUAAGCUCCAAAAAUUGAAGAGCCUAAAGCCAUCUCAAAAAACAGAAGAGAAGCCUGUGGUUCGAGAGGCAAUCCCUGUUACAGUGCACGAACCAAUCAAGAAGACUGAGGACUCACAUGCUUUGAUCCGACAAAUAGAAAUGCUAAAGACCAGUCUGGAGUAUGAAAAAAAGAGAUCAGAAAGGGUUGUGAAGAAUGCAGAACGGAUAAACAAAAACUGGGAAAAGAAAUUCAUGAUUCUCAGGAACAGCUUCCAUGUCCUUAAGAAUGAGAUGUUUACUAGACAUACAUUGUAUCGUCAAUUUGCAAUGCUUGCUGAUACAUCCUUCAAUUAUAUUAAAGUAAAGCCUCUAUAUGUGCAAUCUAAAAUGAACUCAGUAACAGACAGUGAAUCUUCUGGAAGCGAUUAUCGUUUAAGUUCUCUGGACAACAAGUUGGUGAAUAUAGUUGAAGAACCCAUGAUUUUUUCACCAUCAAAAGUGAAACUCUCAAGCCCGGUGGAAGAGCCUGAGCUCAAGCCACUGGUACUACAGAACACCCCAGUGGACGAUGUGGAUGAAGGGAGCCCAAACUGAGCUGCCGCACAGAGCCAAACCACAGACAGAGGGCUUUCACUGGCCUGGCUGAGGCCUUCUCCAGCAAGGCAAACCUCCUCCAAGUCGUUCCCAAUAGAACUGUUAGUCUCUGUCGUGCACUGGGACUCUUUGCUCUCACCCUCAGAACCCAACUUUCCCAAAAGCCCCAGGAAACCCCUCCCUCCCAGGGCGGA